GAGGCAAUAACGAACCAGUGCAUUGAUUGGUCGUCUCAGCUGCAAAUCACCUUCCAAGUGGCCUCGCAGGAGAUUCAGCUGCUGUCGAGCCUGGUGACUGUGUUCUACUUUGGGAAGCAAGGAGACGCCAGACUAGACGAGCCCACGUUCCGAGACUACAUCAACCAGACGCACUUCUCCCGCCCCUUCGCCUCCAACGUUGGCUUUGCUCCCUUCCUCACCACCUCCCAACGGCCCGACUUCGAAGCACUCAUGCGGCGGAAACAAGAGCAGCAACAGCAGCUGCAGCAGCAGCAGCAGAAGCAGGAGGUUUUUAGCAAUGUCUUCCAACCCCUUCCCGUUGUCUUACAACCCCUUCCCGUUGUCUUACAACCCCUUCCCGUUGUCUUACAACCCCUUCCCGUUGUCUUCCAACCCCCCGUUGUCUUCCAACCCCUUCCCGUUGUCUUCCAACCCCUUCCCGCUGUCUUCCAACCCUUUCCCGUUGUCUUCCAACCCCUUCCCGUUGUCUUCCAACCCCUUCCCGUUGUCUUCCAACCCCUUCCCGUUGUCUUACAACCCCCCGUAGUCUUCCAACCCCUUCCCGUUGUCUUCCAACCCCUUCCCAUUGUCUUCCAACCCCUUCCCGUUGUCUUCCAACCCCUUCCCGUUGUAGCUGCCUCCUGCUUUGACCUUUUUUUGCUUCCCUCUUCUCCAUGCCCCUCCAUACCCAUCCAUACCCUUCCAUACCCCUCCCUUCCCAUCCCAUACCCCCCACAGCGCCCCCAAUGCUUCCUGCAUGCCGCAGCAGCCACUCUACGCGCCGUUGCUCAGCACCGACUGCUACGUUCCCAUGCCCAACCAGUCCUCUGCUCCUCCCCUCUUCAUACACCUCUAUACCACCCCAUACAUUUCUUCAUGCGUUGCUUCCCUGCUUCUUUUUCUCCUCGGCCCACGCCCGGCCAGUCCUUUCUGGGGCUCGACAUGCUCUUCAGUGAGUGCCACAUGCUCUUCAGUGAGUGCCACAUGCUCUUCAGUGAGUGCCACAUGCUCUUCAGUGAGUGCCACAUGCUCUUCAGUGAGUGCCACAUGCUCUCCAGUGAGUGCCACAUGCUCUUCAGUGAGUGCCACAUGCUCUUCAGUGAGUGCCACAUGCUCUUCAGUGAGUGCCACAUGCUCUCCAGUGAGUGCCACAUGCUCUUCAGUGAGUGCCACAUGCUCUCCAGUGAGUGCCACAUGCUCUUCAGUGAGUGCCACAUGCUCUCCAGUGAGUGCCACAUGCUCUUCAGUGAGUGCCACAUGCUCUUCAGUGAGUGCCACAUGCUCUUCAGUGAGUGCCACAUGCUCUCCAGUGAGUGCCACAUGCUCUUCAGUGAGUGCCACAUGCUCUCCAGUGAGUGCCACAUGCUCUUCAGUGAGUGCCACAUGCUCUCCAGUGAGUGCCACAUGCUCUUCAGUGAGUGCCACAUGCUCUCCAGUGAGUGCCACAUGCUCUUCAGUGAGUGCCACAUGCUCUCCAGUGAGUGCCACAUGCUCUCCAGUGAGUGCCACAUGCUCUUCAGUGAGUGCCACAUGCUCUCAAGUGAGUGCCACAUGCUCUCCAGUGAGUGCCACAUGCUCUCCAGUGAGUGCCACAUGCUCUUCAGUGAGUGCCACAUGCUCUCCAGUGAGUACCAGUUGCUCUUCAGUGAGUGCCACAUGCUCUCCAGUGAGUGCCACAUGCUCUUCAGUGAGUGCCACAUGCUCUUCAGUGAGUGCCACAUGCUCUUCAGUGAGUGCCACAUGCUCUUCAGUGAGUGCCACAUGCUCUUCAGUGAGUGCCACAUGCUCUUCAGUGAGUGCCACAUGCUCUUCAGUGAGUGCCACAUGCUCUUCAGUGAGUGCCACAUGCUCUUCAGUGAGUGCCACAUGCUCUCCAGUGAGUGCCACAUGCUCUUCAGUGAGUGCCACAUGCUCUCCAGUGAGUGCCACAUGCUCUUCAGUGAGUGCCACAUGCUCUUCAGUGAGUGCCACAUGCUCUUCAGUGAGUGCCACAUGCUCUCCAGUGAGUGCCACAUGCUCUUCAGUGAGUGCCACAUGCUCUCCAGUGAGUGCCACAUGCUCUUCAGUGAGUGCCACAUGCUCUCCAGUGAGUGCCACAUGCUCUUCAGUGAGUGCCACAUGCUCUCCAGUGAGUGCCACAUGCUCUUCAGUGAGUGCCACAUGCUCUCCAGUGAGUGCCACAUGCUCUUCAGUGAGUGCCACAUGCUCUCCAGUGAGUGCCACAUGCUCUUCAGUGAGUGCCACAUGCUCUCCAGUGAGUGCCACAUGCUCUCCAGUGAGUGCCACAUGCUCUCCAGUGAGUGCCACAUGCUCUCAAGUGAGUGCCACAUGCUCUCCAGUGAGUGCCACAUGCUCUCCAGUGAGUGCCACAUGCUCUUCAGUGAGUGCCACAUGCUCUCCAGUGAGUACCAGUUGCUCUUCAGUGAGUGCCACAUGCUCUCCAGUGAGUGCCACAUGCUCUUCAGUGAGUGCCACAUGCUCCUCCUCCUCCUCCUCCUCCUCCUCCUCCUCCUCCUCCUCCUCCUCCUCCUCCUCCUCCUCCUCCUCCUCCUCCUCCUCCUCCUCCUCCUCCACCUGCCCCCUUGCCCCCUUGCCUCUCCACUGCUCUUCAUUGCCACAACCCUUAUCCACCCUAUUUUCUCCCGCCCCUUCCUGUUUCUGAGGCCCUGCCUCUUUACUACUCUCCACUUCAACAACCCGUAUUCCCCCUACUUCUUCCUCCCCCCCCGUCCCAUGCCCACCAAACCUCUCCUCUCGGCAGUUCCUGAGUUGAAGGAAGCUGCCCGGAACAUGCCCCAAGCAGGCCCGUCGGGGCUGCUGGCAGCGCCACCGGUGAAGCAGCCCCAAGAGCAACAGAUCAAGCUCUUCCCCGUCUACCGUGUUUUGAUUCCUGAGUUGAGAGAAGCUGCCAGGAACGUUCCCCAAGCAGGCCCAUCGGGGCUGCUGGCAGCACCACCAGUGAAGCAGCCCUGGGAGCAACAAAUCAAGCUCUUCCCCGUCUACCGUAACGCCUCCGCUGCCGCCGCCGCCGCCGCCGCCGCCGCUGCUGCUGGCGGUGGUGCUGGUGGGGAUGCUGUGUUUGGUUCCAGUGCUGGUGGGGUUGCAGGGGCGACAGAGGGUGACUUGGGCCGGUCCAUCGGAGGGCUUAUUGUAGCGACACUGAACACGCCUGACAUGUGCGCUCCGGUCUUCAAGACGCACCACCCGCUGACAGGAGCUGCGGUGGGGAGAGUGUUUGACUAUACACGCGGCGAGCGGCGGCUGGUGUACACGGGGUGCCCGCAUGGAGUCGCGUGCAACAGCAAUGGCACAGCGGACGGCACGGCGGGCGGCACGUACUUUGCAGAGACCCGCCUGCUGGACCUUGGGAACUCCGUUGGUGUUUUCGAGCUGGAAUACGACACCCCGUCUGUAUCCUACCUGUGGCCAUCCCUAUGGGCGCUCUUUGUGCUCGUGGUCUACUCGCUGCUGGCUCUGGCCGUGUGGGCCAUCUGCUGCCACCUCGUGCGUCUGGAGCGAGACUACCAGCGCAUGCAGCGCCUCAAAGACCGCAUGAAGGCAGCAAAGCUGGUUGCGGAACAUGCCGCCAAGGCCAAGAGCAACUUCCUGGCUGUCAUGAGCCACGAGCUGCGCACGCCACUGAAUGCAGUCAUUGGUAAGUGCUUUUUGUUUGAACGUGCUGUUAGUGGUGGUGGUGGUGGUGGUGGUGGUGGUGGUGGUGGUGGUGGUGGUGGUGGUGGUGGUGGUGGUGGUGGUGGUGGUGGUGGUGGUGGUGGUGGUGGUGGUGGUGGUGGUGGUGGUGGUGGUGGUGGUGGUGGUGGUGGUGGUGGUGGUGGUGGUGGUGGUGGUGGUGGUGGUGGUGGUGGUGGUGGUGGUGGUGGUGGUGGUGGUGGUGGUGGUGGUGGUGGUGGUGGUGGUGGUGGUGGUGGUGGUGGUGGUGGUGGUGGUGGUGGUGGUGGUGGUGGUGGUGGUGGUGGUGGUGGUGGUGGUGGUGGUGGUGGUGGUGGUGUGGUGGUGGUGGUGGUGGUGGUGGUGGUGGUGGUGGUGGUGGUGGUGGUGGUGGUGGUGGUGGUGGUGGUGGUGGUGGUGGUGGUGGUGGCCGCCAAGCUCGUGGCGGAGCAUGCUGCCAAGGCCAAGAGCAACUUGUUGGCUGUCAUGAGCCAUGAGCUGCGCACGCCCCUCAAUGCAGUUAUUGGCAUGAUGAAUCUGCUGGUGGACACGCCACUGGAUGCCACUCAGCUGGACUACGCCGAAACGGCUCGCACCAGCGGACGGGCACUCGUUUCUCUUAUCAACGACAUCCUUGACUUGUCAAAGAUCGAGGCCAACCGCAUGGUGCUGGAGAGAGCUCCUUUGGACAUCAAGAGGGAUGUGGACGAGGUGCUGACCAUGUUUGUGAAGCGAUUAAUGCAUGUGUGCGUGCGUGUUUGUCCAUGUACUCACACACACCCCCCUUUCCCAGGCCAAUCGUACGGUGCUGGAAAAGGCGCCUCUAGACAUCCGGAGGGACGUGAACCAUGUUUUUCUGCCACCGCCCAAACCCAUCACCCCCAGGCCAACCGCAUGGUGCUGGAGAAAGCGCCUCUGGAUACCCGGAGGGAUGUGGACGAGGCCAAUCGCAUGGUGCUGGAAAAGGUGCCUUUGGAUAUCCGGAGGGAUGUAGACGAGGUGCUGACCAUGUUUGUGGAGCGAUUCAGAGAGAAGCCGCAAGUGGAGGUGGCGGCUUAUGUCGACCCCUCCGUGCCGCAGCUCGUUCUGGGGGACUCACUCAGGCUCCGGCAGGUGCUGAUAAAUGUGCUGUCCAACGCGUGCAAGUUCACCGAACGUGGACACAUCCUGGUGUGUGUGCGCACGGCGCCCUUCACAGAGGACAUCCGGCGAGUCAUUGUGCUCAAAGGCAUUGCCAAGCGCAUGCCCACAUGUGCUCCCCCUGCUGCUGCUGCCGCCGCUGCCGGUGGUGGUGGUGGUGCUGCUGCUACAGCCGCCGCCACUGCAGCAGCAGCAGCAGGGGCAAGGGCAGUAGAAACAGGCGGAACUGUGUGUGAUUCCAGGGCUGCAGGGCAGGCGGAGCAGCAGAGGUCAGCAGGGCAGGCGGAGCAGCAGAGGUCAGCAGGGCAGGCGGAGCAGCAGAGGUCAGCAGGGCAGGCGGAGCAGCAAAGGUCCGCAGGACAGGUCGUGCCUCUGCCCUCCCCCAGCCUCCAAACCAGCAGCCCCACAUUCAAACUCGGCGCCUCACCCAAUGGGAACCCCCCGGCCUAUCAGAGCGCGACAGGUGGCAGGGCGGUGGGGAGGGAGGAGUGGUUGGGAUGUGCUGGGGCCGGUGGUGGGUGGCAGACGUCCAUAGAAUGGUCCCCUGUGAUGGUGGGGAGCAGUAAGGGGAGCACGAGGGUGGUUGGGAGAGGGGAUGGGAGGGAAGGGGAGAGGAGGGUGAUGAGCCGGGGAGGAACUGGAAGCUCUGUGCAGUUUGAGAGGCUUGGAGAGGGGUAUAGAGGCAGUGCUUCUAUUGGUGGUGGUGGUGGUGGUGGUGGCAGCGGUGGUGGUGGUGGUGGUGGUGGUGGUGGUGGUGGUGGUGGUGGUGGUGGUGGUGGUGGUGGUGGUGGUGGUGUUGGUGGUGGUGGUGGGGGUGGUGGCGGUGGUGCAGGAGCAGCAGGAGGAGCAGUAGCAGCAGGAGGAGGAGCAGCAGCAGCAGGAGGAGCAGCAGGAGGAGCAGCAGGAGCAACAGGAGGAGCAGCAGGAGGAGCAGCAGGAGGCGCAGCAGGAGGCACAGCAGGAGGCAUGUACCCAUCACUGGCAGCAGGCACAACACUGAGUGGGCUGGAAGCAGUCGACUCGUGCAACAGCUGGGCCACCAUCUGUGCCCUGCGCGCCCAAGCCAAAGCCGCCACUGCCCACCAGCGCGCGCACCUCACUCCCUCUCCUUCUGCUGCUGCCUCUGUUGCUGUUGGUGCUGCCUCUGCUCCUGCAGGUGCUGGUGCCAGUGCUGCCGCCAGUACCGCCACCUCCGGCCCUGGUGCCACCGCUGGUAACCACAGCGCCGCAGCGGUAACCGUCCUGCAGAAGAGCGUGCGGCUGGUGAUUUCCGUAGAGGACACGGGCGUGGGGAUACCGUACGGGGUGCAGCGGCACAUUUUCAAGCCAUUCGUCCAGGCAGACGCCUCCAACACGCGCACGCACGGCGGCACGGGGAUUGGUCUUGCCAUCUCCCGCCAGCUAGUGAAGCUCAUGGGCGGGCAGCUGACGUUUUCCAGCCGCCCGGGGGUUGGCACGACGUUUUAUUUUGACAUUGUGGUGCCGUGUGCGAGUGCGGCGGAGGAUGCGGAUGCGAAUGCGGCGGUUACCACCCCGCACGGCCGCGACGGGAUGGGGGUCUUUCAGGGUUACUGGGGCGCUGCAGGCGCUGCUGCCGGUGCUGCUGGUGCUGCUGGUGCUGCUGGUGCUGCUGGUGCUGCUGGUGCUGCUGGUGCUGCUGGUGCUGCUGGUGCUGCUGGUGCUGCUGGUGCUGCCGGUGCUGCUGGUGCUGCUGGUGCUGCUGGUGCUGCUGGUGCUGCUGGUGCUGCCGGUGCUGCUGGUGCUGCUGGUGCGGGUGCGAAUGGGGGGAUUGAAGGCAACGUGGGGCAAUCGGCUGUGGAGCUUCAGAUGGGGUUCGACCGGAAUGCGUCAGCCAAGGAUGUGCAAGCUCUGGCUGAUCUGGCUAGGGAGUCGGGCCACGGGGCCGACUGGCACAGGCAGCUGCGGCCGGGGUGCCGCGACGGGCAGUUCCGAAAUGUUUCGGCGCGCGUUUUGGACGGGAAUGCGUGGGACGCGGCGAUUCUGGUGACACAGGAGAGGGUGGAGGAGGGCGAGGCCAGGAGGAGGGGCUUUGAUGCAGUGCUGGUGAAGCCGGUGAGGUACGCUGCUCUCAUGGGGUGUCUGGCUCAGGUUAUGGACCGUAGCGGGGGUGGUGGUGGUGCUGCUGCUGCUGCUGAUGGUGGUGGUGCUGAUGGUAGUGGUGGUGUUGGUGUUGGUGGUAGUGCUGCUGAUGCUGCUGCAGCCAGUUACGCCCCCUGUUUCGAUAGGAUAGACCGGCACGGCUACCGGCACACGCAGCAGCAGCAGCAGCAGCAGCAGCAGCAGCAGCAGGUGGAUGGAAGCAUGCCUGGCUCGGCCAGUGCAGGCUCGGCCAUGCCUGGCUCGGCCAGUAUUGGCUCGGCCGUGCCUGGUUCGGCCAGUGCUGCAGAGGAGGAGAGUGAGAGUGAAAUCGUGCCCUUCAGUGGCCGCAUGGGCCUCGUGCAAGGCGAGGGUGGGGUGGGGAGGGAGGAAGCAGAUGCAGAGGGAGUGGUGUGGCCGAUAGGCCGAGACAGCCGAACCACCUCUGCUUCCCGUGCUGCUCUCGCUGCUGUUGUGGGAGGAGGAGCAGGGAGUAAUAAGCAGCAGCAGCAGCAGCAGCAGCAGCAGCAGCAGAAGCCCAAGUCUGCGAGUUUUCAGAUGCUGCAAGAGGCGUUGCAGGGCAUGUCACUGCUGGUGGUAUGUUCUCCCUCCCAACCAACCCUUUUCAGGGUUGUGAGAUCACUGUUCACUGCCGCUCCUCUCUCUCUCUCUCUCUCUCUCUCUCUCUCUCUCUCUCUCUCUCUCUCUCUCUCUCUCUCUCUCUCUCUCUCUCUCUCUCUCUCUCUCUCUCUUCCCUCCAUCCCUCCCCUCCCCACACAGGUCGACGACAAUCCGGUGAAUUGCAAGGUGGAUGACAAUCUAGUGAACCGCAAGGUGGAUGACAAUCUAGUGAACCGCAAGGUGAUAGGGCGCAUGCUGCAGCGGUAUGGCGUGGGGGUGGAGAUGGUGGAUGGCGGCCGCAAGGCCAUUGAGAGGCUCGUCUCGGGCGGGUGGGACAUCGACUGCGUUCUCAUGGACGUGCAGAUGCCGGAGAUGGACGGGUGCGAAGCAACAGCUGCAAUCAGGAAGCUGGAAGGGGAGAGGCGGAUGGAGAGAGAAGAGCAGGCACAGAGGGCAGAAAGGGCAGAGAGGGAGGAGAGGGAGGAGGGGGAAAACGGGGCAGAGAGGGAGAGAGAGUGUGAGAGAGAGGCUCUACUGCAGAACGAACAAGUGAGGGCUGGCUUUCCCCUUUUUGCACAGGACGUGUCAGCAGCAGGCUCAGCAGCAGCAGCAGCAGCAGCAGCAGCAGCAGCAGCAGCAGCAGACUUGUCAGCAGCAGCAGCGGCAGCGGCAGAAAGCACGAAAAGAGCUCUUCCUAAGCCACCCACCCCCGCCAGAACCCCAUCUCCUCUGCACCCUCGGAAGUCCCCACCGCAAGCCCCAACACACAUGCGCUCGCCCUCGUUCCAAGGCCCCACCUCCGCCUCCCCGUUGCAGCUCCUCAAAAGCAACCGGCACCGGCGGCAUGUGAGCAGCGGGGACCUGGAUGGCCUGGGGGUGGGGGUGGGUGCCUGUGCACCCUCUCAGGCUGGAGUGCAAUCUGGGGUUCUCCUAGGCUCUCCUGCAAAGCUGGGGUUCUGCCCGUCUGUGACGGCUGGUGGGGAGUCUGUAGCAGUGCACAGCCAGUCUUCCAAGUCUGGGCAGUUUGCAGCGGUGAAGCACAACCCUGCACUGCAGUCUAGGUCAACUGCAGCAGUCUGCCUAAAAGUUGAGCAAUCAGCGGCAGCAGCGCAUACCCCGGCACGGGGCAGUGUAGCAAGGCCUAGAGCAGUGGCUGUAGGCUCUAUGGAAGGGCCGCAGGGGGAGGUGAGACCUGGGACGAGUACUCCCAAGGGAGGGGUGUUUUCUAAGUGGGUGGAGCUGACUAGUCCCACCUGGGGUAGGCAGCAGGUUUUGGAGCAGCAGCCGCUUCUGGAAGAGGAGGGGAAGAAGGGAGAGGGAGGAGUGACGAAGAGGGGGAGCCAGAUUCAGCAGGGGAACGAGCAACACCAGCAAAGGCAGGUUGUGCAGCAGCAGCAGCAGCAGCAGCAGCAGCAGCAGCAGCAGAGGCGAGUUCGAGAUAUGGAUAGGGUGUUGAUAUUUGCGCUGACUGCGGAUAUUGGAGCGGGAACGAGGGAGCGGUGCACGCAGGUGGGCAUGGAUGGGUACAUGACAAAGCCUGUGGAGGAGGAGCAGCUGUGCCGAGUGAUGCUCGGUCCCCUCAGAUUACGGAAGCAAAUGAAAAUGGGAGCAGCAUCUGAUGAAGAGUAG
Molecule: messenger RNA, 9177 nt
Organism: Closterium sp. NIES-65
Lineage: Eukaryota; Viridiplantae; Streptophyta; Zygnematophyceae; Desmidiales; Closteriaceae
Source: the annotation of a GenBank genome assembly